This is a messenger RNA of Rhizophagus irregularis DAOM 181602=DAOM 197198, 3666 nucleotides long. RefSeq lists its product as uncharacterized. The record is from RefSeq and is a predicted model, not a curated record. NCBI's taxonomy places the organism in Eukaryota, Fungi, Glomeromycota, Glomeromycetes, Glomerales, Glomeraceae. Gene Ontology annotation, molecular function: cysteine-type deubiquitinase activity; protein binding. Gene Ontology annotation, cellular component: nucleus; cytosol. Gene Ontology annotation, biological process: regulation of protein stability; protein deubiquitination.
UAUAAUUUUUUUGACAAAUUUCUGACAAAAAGAUUUAUUUGACUUACUAUAGCUUUAAAUAAUAAAGAUUAUACAAAAUCUUCUUGACUAUUAAUGAAUCAUUACGUUUUUUUUAUCAAAAGACGAAAAUAAUAAUCGAUUAAAUCAUUCCCCAUCAUGGAUUAUGAAGCUAUGUCAUAUGAAAUUAUGCCCGAACUAGGUUAUGAAAUCGAAGAAUUUAAUUAUAACACAUGGCAUAUUAAAAAUUGGCAGCAUUUGGAUAAGAGUAUAACAGGGCCAGAAUUCGAAGUUGGAGGUUGGAAAUGGCGAAUUUUAUUAUUCCCAUUUGGUAAUAAUAAUCAAGAUACCGUUUCUAUUUAUCUUGAUUUUGUUGAUCCCAAGGGUGCUCCAGCGGGCUGGCAUUCAUGUGUACAAUUCGCUUUAGUCUUGUGUAAUGCUGAAGAUCCGACACAAUUUAUUUGGCAUCAAACUCAUCAUCGAUUCACUGCUGAAGAAUCAGACUGGGGCUUUACACGAUUUUAUGAAUUAAAUAAAUUAUUUGUUCCUUGUGAAAACCGAACACGUGCGAUAAUUGAAAAUUAUUCUGCUAAUAUCACGGCAAUUGUACGAGUAUUUAAAGAUCCUACAGGCGUCUUAUGGCAUAAUUUCAUAAAUUAUGAUUCAAAAAAGGUGACAGGAUAUGUGGGAUUGAAGAAUCAAGGCGCUACAGGUUAUUUAAAUUCAUUACUGCAGUCUCUUUAUUGUAUAACUUCUUUCCGUAAGGCGGUCUACCAAAUUCCCACAGAAGAUGAUGAACUAAUAGAAAGUGUUCCUCUGGCGUUGCAACGAGUUUUUCACAAUUUACAGACAUCGAAUAUUACGGUUUGUACGACAGAAUUGACAAAAUCUUUUGGAUGGAAUUCAUUUGACACUUUAAUAUAUCGAGAUGUGCAAGAAUUUAAUAGGGUGUUGCAAGAUAAUCUUGAAACAAAGAUGAAGGGUACAAAGGCUGAUGGUGCACUUACUAAACUUUUUGUCGGUAAAAUGAAGAGUUACAUCAAAUGUAUUAAUGUGGGUUAUGAAUCUUCUCGUGUUGAAAAUUAUUAUGAUAUUCAACUAAAUGUGAAAGGUUGUAAGACUUUAAGAGAUUCUUUUAAGAAUUAUAUUCAAGAGGAGAUAUUGGAAGGCGAUAAUAAGUAUCAAACAGUAGGUUACGGGUUGCAAGUUGCUAAAAAACGUGUUGUAUUUGAAAGUUUUCCUCCAGUUUUACAUUUACAACUUAAGAGAUUCAAAUAUGACAUACAAAAGGGUGCGAUUGUUAAGAUUAAUGAUCGUUUUGAAUAUCCAAUGGAAAUUGAUUUAGAAGAAUUUCUAUCAAAGGAUGCAGAUAAAUCAAACUCCCAUAAAUAUUUAUUGCACGGAGUACUCGUUCAUAGUGGUGAUUUACAUAAAGGUCAUUAUUUUGCUUUACUAAAACCUGAAAAAGACGGCAAAUGGUUUAAAUUUGAUGAUGACCGUGUUAUACCAGUUACAGAGAAUGAAGUACUAGAGUAUAAUUAUGGUGGUAAAAAUCCAAAUAAUAAUCCAAAUAAAAUUGGCCAUACUCUGAUAAAGCAUACCAAUGCUUAUGUAUUAAUAUAUAUUCGUAAAUCAAAUAUUAACGAGGUGUUAUCUCCUUUGGUCUCUGAGGAUGUACCUAGUCAUUUAUGUAAAAGACGUUUGAAGGAAUUAAUAUCCUUAUUAGAAAUCAAAAAAAAUCUUACCGUUAAGGUUGUGACCACUGAAAAAUUCAGGAAUCAUCAAGGAUUUGAUCUUGCUAAUUUUGAUGAUCGUCAAUAUCCACUUUCUGAUGUACAAACGUAUAGUAUUCUAAAAAGUGAAACAUAUGGCGAUUUUAAAGAAAACAUCUCUCUGGAUUUCAAUAUUCCUUCUGAACAAAUACGAUUAUGGAUUCUUGUGAAUCGUCAAAAUAAAACGAUUCGACCUGAUUCUCCAAUACCAGAAUCUUGUUUUGAUAUUGGUAUGGAAGUUAUUCAUAAAAAAUUCACUUCUCGUCAGAAUGAAAUGAUGUUAUAUAUGGAAGUAGCGGAAAAACCAAUUGAUGACAAGACAUGGUUCCCAGAAGAAAAUGAUCACAAAAUGAUUUUUCUUAAAUAUUUUGAUCCUAACAAACAAGCUUUUGCGGGUUUAGGUCACUUAUAUGUACAUGACUCAGAGAAAGUGAGUGAUUAUACUCAUGUGUUUUGCGAAAAGAUGGGAUUACCACACGAUACUCCUUUGAAAAUAUAUGAGGAAAUUAAAUCAACUAUGAUUGAAAAGAUGAAUCUUGAAUCCACUUUCCAACAAUUAGAAAUACAAAAUGGCGAUAUUAUUUGUUUACAAAAGGAUUUAUCGGAAGAGGAAAUCCGAGAAUAUAUAUCAUCUGGCUGUUGUUAUGAUAUUCCUCAAUUUUAUAAGUCAUUGACUUUGCGUAUCCUUGUCUCAUUUAAGCCAAAAUUUAAAGAUCGAGAACCAAAAUCUGAAUUUGAUUUAAUUUUAGGGAAAAAAUGGACGUAUGAUAUGGUGGCUAAAACAGUUGCCACUCACUUGUGUACGGAUCCUCUCAGGUUAAGAUUUACCUCAGCAUUUUCAACGUCUGAUACACCAAAGAGUAUCAUUAAACGAACCACUGCUCUGAUCCUUUCAGAGAUGCUUCAAACUGCAAAUUUGAGACCGUCAACUCAUAUUUUGUUUUAUGAGGUUUUGGACGUAGAACUAGAAACAAAAAAAUUCUUUAAGGUCGCCUGGCUUGGAAGCACAAUUAGAGAAGAGGAAAUUAUUGAUAUUUAUCUUCAAAAGAAUGCCAUUAUUAGCGAUCUCAAAGAAGAAAUUCUAAAAAAGGUGUCACUAUCAUCACCAAAUUCUAGAAUCAGAUUGUUUGAAGUUCAUCACAAUAAGAUUAAUAAGGAUUAUUCAGGAACUGAACCGAUAGAAAGUAUACAAGAAUUUGCGACAUUAUAUGCAGAGGAAGUACCUAUGGAUGAAAUUGUAGCAAAUCAAUAUGAUCGAAUUAUCCAAAUAUGUCAUUUUAAAGAGGAUCCAAUAAGCCUACAUGGAAUUCCAUUUAAAUUUAUUAUUAAAAAUGGUGAGAAACUUAUUGAUACUAGGGUACGUCUUCGGCAACGGCUUGGUAUGAGCGAAAAUGAUUUUUCAAAAGUUAAAAUUUCAAUUAUGCCUGGAACCUUAUAUGCAAGACCAGAGUAUUUAUUUGAUGAAAAUAUAAUUAUAUCGGAAAUUAAAUUAUCAAGUAAAGAUUAUUUGGGUCUUGAUUAUGUAGAUAGUAUAGGUCAAGUGGAGAGGAUCAGAGGCUCAGAAGCCAUUUAUAUUCGAAAUUAAUAUACUAUUAAAUUAACUGUAUCGAGAACAUAUUUUAUAGUCAUUUUAUUUUAAUUUAAAUGUAAGACGAAUGAUAUUUAUAUUAUUACAAGAAGGAUAGGACUAAUAAUAAUGAUAAUAAUAACUAGCAUUUAAUAUAUUUAUUUAGUUUAUUAUCUGAAAUCAUUAUUGAAAUUUUUUUUUGCAAUUAAGAAAUUAAAAAUUGAAUAUAUAAAGUAUCGUAUUAUUAUUAAUAUACUUUAUAAAGUCAAACUAUAUUAAUACAUUAUAUAUAGUAGUAAAAAUUAUAAUAAAUUUUCUUAUAGAAUUCUA